AGGUAAGGUUUUGGUAGAUCCGUCAGACAGUGGGCAGUUUCUAUCAGUGAAGCUGACACAUGCCCCUGGUCACUGGUAAUAAUGGUUACCUGUUUGUUAUAAAUCAUUGCAGAAGUACCUAUCUCCAGCAGCAGAUAGCGGCCUCCUCAGCAGGAAGUCUGCGGAGGUUCACAGCUUAUCAGUAGCAAAAAACACCAAGACCUGUUGUGAUUUAUUGUAAAAUGAAUUUUAAUUGAAUUUCAAUCAGGACUUUAAAAAAUCAAACUUUAAUUUUCAGAAAAAGGCCUGUCAACUAUGUGUGGGAAAUCUGUCCUGACCAGUGAAUUUAAUUGAAAACAUUAGCUUGGACCAUUCUUUGAGUGUGAACCACUGGAGAUUAAUUCUUCAUCUGCUACAAUAGUGUUAUGUCAUAGUGGUCAUUUCUGCUGACCAAAGGAUCACAAGCCAUAAGCUUCCGUGUUAGGUUCCCUGUGGACUGAGUAUAGGGGACCAAUAGCCAGUGGUGACAAAGUUGCGACUGGUGUUCACACCUCAGGAGGAAACGAGCUACCCCUGCUGGUAAGAGUGGGCGAGUUGUGAAAGUCACGACAACUAAUCCAGCACAAAUACAUCCAUCUCCAAAAAUCAUUACUACACAUGGAAAAGUGAUCAAACACAGUGUACCUGUACUAGCUGCUAUAUACUGAGUAUCAACUUUAAAGGCCAGCUGCAUUAACUCAAUAAGACUCAGUAUUGGCCCAGGCGUAGUGGGAGUUCUAAGCAGUCGUAAACGACAUGCACAGGAAACUGGCCAAUGACAAAACACAUCAUCGGGAGGCAGUGGUCACGGUUCAGUGAGCUCCUAAACACCCCACCAAACAAUCGCAACUGUCGAUAUUAAUCAGUGGACAUAAUCAGAGCUAGCACCCCCAGCAAAACUAUUGUAAUCCUAGGAAUUUACUCCGCAAGGUUAAAUUGACUGCAAGAGGCAAACAAUUGGGCACCGGAGCUCCUCAAGUUCACAAUUUAUCAAACUUUUCUCACAAGCUCAUCUAACCCUUGUGAUCAGAAGAUUUUUGCAUUCAAUAUGAUCUUUUAUGCAAGUCAUUGACAAAAAUAUAAUAAAUUGUGCUACUGGAAAAAAUUCUCAGAGCUGAAUCGAGCCAGCACAGAGGAGGGUGUAAAGACAUCAAACGGCGGCACUGAUUGUUUGUAAACAAAAGGCGAUUCGUAACAAUCGGAACUAAUAGACAAAAAAUAAUAAUGGAAACAUUACACAAUAUAUAAUUUAACAAUGCACCAGUAUAUUUGAAGAUUAUAAUAAUUAUUAUUGAGCUAGGAGUUCAAAAACAGUGUGUUAGCUAUGAAGCUGCAAGGACCUCCGAUUAUAGUGCUUUACGGAUUUUUAACGGUGAGUGUGGCAUCAAAUAUGGAGGAAAAAAUAACAAUGGAUUACAGAGACAUUGGAAAGUUGGAAAAGACACAACAAAUUCCUUCAAAUUGUGAAGAGGAUUUCGCUUCUCAGAUCCUGCAUUGCAUUGAGCCAUUUUCUCGUAAAGUCAAACAAUACACUCACAUCAAACCAGAGAACCCAUUUGUUUACCAAAUUUUCGUCAAGCAUGCUUGCAGGAAAUACAAGAAGAUGCUGUUGUGCGUUCACACAUAUCUGACCAACUGUCCAACACAGUCAAGUUACAGCACUGUUCAGAAAAGUUUGGACCAGGCCUGGGUUCCUAUGGUUAAUCAGAUGUGUAAAAUAAACACUAACUCCUCCAAAGACAUUGCAUCAAAUGUGGACCAAACACAGGGCAAAAAUAAAGCUAGUGUCUCAACAGAACAGUCCCCCCUUUACCAAAUACAGAACGAUUUCCCAGUAAGGGAGGGGGCAUCAUCCCCUCAUUCAGGGGAAUUCCAGGGAAGUAUUAGUGUUAUCACAUUCUUGGAUAGAAUAGUCUUGCCAAAAAUAGAUAUGGACUCUCCAGUACCUGUUAUUUUAAAUUCCAAAGACCAAAUAACAAAAGGACAAAUUUCCAGUAAAGUGUCUGGUAAAAGAAUUUCCAAAGACUAUCAUGACUUAGUGAGAGGGAGAAAUCUACUUCAUUGGAUGUAUAUUGUGAUUGGGAAUAAUGACUCUCAAAAUAAACUCCAGUAUUACACAGAUUCAAACAGGGAUAACCAAGGGGAAGUAACUCUGUCACAGAAAUCCUCAGCCAGUCAUGUGAUACUCAGUGUGCUGUGUGUUUGGCUGGUACUCCUUGUGGUACCGUUUCUCUGAUUAUCUCCCUUAGCACUUCCAGGUCAUCAGAUUGGUUUCCUGUGUUACAGACAAUAGAACAUGGCAAUAUGUGCAAUAGGUUAUAACACGUGUUGUUCUCUGUCUGACUGAUAGAGAUCAGCGGUAA
Messenger RNA from Saccostrea cuccullata (small rock oyster), 2381 nucleotides. RefSeq lists its product as uncharacterized. The transcript has 3 exons. Lineage: Eukaryota; Metazoa; Mollusca; Bivalvia; Ostreida; Ostreidae. The record is from RefSeq and is a predicted model, not a curated record. The coding region runs from base 1343 to 2254 and encodes 303 amino acids.